AAAAACCUUACAGUUGUAAACAACAAAGAAAACAAAAACAACAUUUUCAACUGUAAUAUUUCACAAUGAAAUUUAUUAGGCUAUUACUGUUAGGUGAAGUGUGGUCUUCCGUUGUGGGUAAAGGGGUAGCGUUAUCAAAUCUAACUCUUUUUGAGUUCAAUCCAACCUCAUCAGUUCGUUUUGAGCGUAUUGUUAAUGGGGAACCUGCAAAGAUGGGAGAAUUUCCUUAUUUUGCACUCUUGUAUAAAUUGAUUUCAACGAACAGAAACACUCUUUGCGGAGGAGCAAUCAUAAGUUCGUACUGGGUAUUGACAGCGGCGCAUUGCUUGGACAGUAAUCCACAAAAGAUUUUUGCAAUAAUAGGAGUAACUAGCAAAGAACUUGUAACAAAGGAAAACGUUAAUAGAGUUGUUUUAGUAAAGAAAUACGAAAACACCGAUUAUGAUAUUGGACUAGUUAAGUUAGGAAGAGAGUUAAUAUUCAGCAAGUACGUCCAGCCAAUAUAUUUACCUGAAAGUGAUUACGAGAUCGAAUCAAAUGCUCCAGGCGUUGUAAUGGGAUUUGGGAAGACUGAUCCUCACGGAACCAAGACCAGUAAUGUUUUGAGAAAGUUGUCAGUACGUGUUGCUCCACAAGAUGAAUGUUUUGAUGGAAUUGUGGGGGAAAGUUUUUCAGAACAUUAUCUAUGUACCUACAACACCAACAAUGGGCCUUGCUUGGGAGACUCAGGGGGACCACUGGUACUCGAGGACGAUCUACUUGCAGGAGUGAUGUCAAGUGGACCGGAAGUUUGUGCAAAUCCUUCGGUUUCAAUACUUUAUGUGAAUGUAGCACAUUUCAGAGAGUGGAUAGAAUAUAAUACAGGGGUAUAA
This is a messenger RNA of Agrilus planipennis (emerald ash borer), 872 nucleotides long. Its product is annotated as trypsin-7-like. The record is from RefSeq and is a predicted model, not a curated record. The coding region runs from base 66 to 872 and encodes 268 amino acids. Gene Ontology annotation, biological process: proteolysis. Lineage: Eukaryota; Metazoa; Arthropoda; Insecta; Coleoptera; Buprestidae. Gene Ontology annotation, molecular function: serine-type endopeptidase activity. The transcript has 7 exons.